AUGUUUCGGCUACUUUGGCUUAUCGUAAUCUUGUCAUCCUGUCUUCAAUUUGCGCUUGGCCAAGACCCAGAAAUCAAAAUGACAGUGCCCGAGAUCAUUCAAUACUGGGGUUACCCGGUGGAGGUACACUAUGCAGUCACCCAAGACGGAUAUAUACUCGAAUUGCAUCGAAUCCCGAAUGGGAAAGAUAAGCCCACAAACAACACCAAACGCCCUGUUGUCUUCCUACAGCACGGAUUGGAGAGCAGCAGUUCUGUCUGGGUAACGAAUCUUCCCCAACAGAGUGCAGGUUUCGUUUUUGCUGACGCUGGUUUUGAUGUCUGGAUGGGAAAUAUGCGUGGGAACAGGUAUUCUAGAAGUCACAUUCGCCUAAAUCCCGUCUUCAGCAGCUUCUGGGAAUUCAACUGGGACCAAAUGGCUCAGUACGACCUGCCGGCGAUGAUCGAUAAAGCAUUGGUGGUAUCUGGGCAACCGUAUGUCUACUAUGUUGGACAUUCGCAGGGUAGCCUUACGAUGUUUGUCAAACUUUCUGAGGACUCGUCUUUUUCCAGAAAGGUUUCAUAUUUCGGAUCUGGUGAAUUCCUUCUGAAUGGCUCCUUCUUGGGAUAUCUCACACCAUCGGCAUGUGAAACAACAAUUCAACGUGAACUUUGCAAGCAAAUCUUAUUCGCAUUUGGUGGCCCUGCUGAAGGAAAUGAAAUUCAGAGUCGAAUUACCGUCUAUCUAUCCCACUUUCCUGCGGGCACGUCAUCUAUGAAUAUCCUUCACUGGGUUCAAAUGAUCAAUACAGGAACCGUGACCAAAUUGGAUUAUGGCCAAGGAACGAAUAUAGUUACAUAUGGGCAGAUUAACCCUCCCUCAUAUAAUCUUCGGAACAUUCCCAAUGUCCCCGUCUAUAUCUUUUCGGGAGGAAAUGACUGGAUCGCCACCGAAUAUGACAUCAGGACUUACCUGAUUCCUCUUUUAGGACCUCGUCUUCAGAUGCACACCUAUCUGCCUGAAUACAGUCAUUUCGACUUCACAUGGGGUCUCAAUGCAGCCGACGAUGUUUACAAACCCAUAGCGGGUCUUAUCCACGAAAGCUUCUAUAGAGUUCGAGAAGCAACUGCUUCAAACACCAAUAUAUAG
This is a messenger RNA of Haemonchus placei, 1128 nucleotides long. The record is from the annotation of a GenBank genome assembly. NCBI's taxonomy places the organism in Eukaryota, Metazoa, Nematoda, Chromadorea, Rhabditida, Trichostrongylidae.